AUGUCUAGGCCGGAGGAGCUUGCGCCUCCUGAGAUUUUCUACGGCGACACCGAGGCGAGGAAGUACACUGGCAAGUGGGUAUCGAUUUGGUUUUUCUGCAUCAUGGCAUUUGAGGUGCAUGGUGGCCCUCAGUCCCAACAACUUUCUGCGCUCUCGUACCCAAGCUGUCUGCUGCCUGCGACCUCGCCUAUUUCCCAUCUCUCCCCAUCACGUGCGCCUGCUGACAUACGCAGCACCCGUGUCCAGAACAUUCAAGCCCAGAUGACCGACCGUGCAUUGGAGCUUUUGCAGCUGCCCCCAGGAGAGAGUGCCUUCCUCCUCGACAUUGGCUGUGGUUCGGGUCUCUCGGGCGAGAUUCUCGACGAGGACGGACACGUCUGGGUCGGUGUCGACAUUUCGCCAAGCAUGCUCGAGGUGGCGCUUGAGCGCGAGGUCGAGGGUGACCUGAUGCUGCACGACAUUGGCCAGGGCUUUGGCUUCCGUCCCGGUACCUUUGACGGCUGCAUCUCCAUCUCGGUGCUGCAGUGGCUCAUGAACGCCGACACUUCGACCAACAGCCCUCCCCAGCGCCUGACCAGGUUCUUCACCACUCUCCAUUCGGCGCUCAAGAACCCUUCGCGUGCCGUCUUCCAGUUCUACCCCAACUCGGACGACCAGGUGCAGCUCAUCACCCAGUGCGCGCAGCGUGCCGGUUUCGGCGGUGGUCUCGUUGUCGACUACCCCAACUCGCGCAAGGCGCGUAAGAUGUACCUCUGUCUCAUGGUUGGACAGCAGGAGGUUCCCAAGGGUCUCGACGGCGAGGAGAUGACCUCGUCCGACAAGGCCAAGAAGCGCGAGCAGAUCCAGAACGAGCGCCGCCGCCGUCGCGACUCGGGCCGCGACGGCAAGAAGGGCAAGAAGAAGUCUUCCAAGGACCUCACCGGCAAGGAGUGGGUCCUCAAGAAGAAGGACCUGUACCGCACACGUGGAAAGGAAGGGGUUCCCCUCGACUCCAAGUACACAGCGCGCAAACGUCGCGUCAAGUUCUAG
Molecule: messenger RNA, 1029 nt
Organism: Apiotrichum porosum
Lineage: Eukaryota; Fungi; Basidiomycota; Tremellomycetes; Trichosporonales; Trichosporonaceae
Exons: 4
Coding region: 1-1029 (342 amino acids)
Biological process (GO): rRNA (guanine-N7)-methylation
Cellular component (GO): nucleolus
Molecular function (GO): rRNA (guanine) methyltransferase activity
Source: RefSeq, a predicted model, not a curated record